This is a messenger RNA of Cavenderia fasciculata, 1479 nucleotides long. RefSeq lists its product as uncharacterized. The coding region runs from base 1 to 1479 and encodes 492 amino acids. The record is from RefSeq and is a predicted model, not a curated record. Lineage: Eukaryota; Evosea; Eumycetozoa; Acytosteliales; Cavenderiaceae. The transcript is spliced from 2 exons.
AUGGAUAGUACUACAACCACUACAACCACUACGACCACUACAACCCCACCUAAAAAAAAUUUUGUCCCUAUCACAGAUCGAGUAUUUUCUCCAGAUUCAAACGAUUUGAGCAAUAGUGGCCGCCUUCCAUACUAUGUCAUCAAUGUCAUUGCCUACGUACCAGCUGAGGGCAACAUCGUUGAACCUUUCAUCAAACUUUUGGACUCGAAUCUCGAUCCUGAACAUCAUCAGCACCAACGAAUCAGAGUCUGUUUGCUCCUCAAUUGCCGUUCCGAUGAAGCUAAAGAUGGAAGAAUUGAAAAAGAAUUGGAAGCUUGGGAAAAAGUGAAGGACUCGUACAAGAGAUUGGGUGUCAGAAUUAUCAAGAAGCUAUGGGAAUCUACCAAAGAUAAAAAAGGAAAUUGGAUUGUACCAUACCAAACACUAAGAGAAACCCUCAAGAAUAGUAGCAUCACAAGAAAUUUUGUAAAUGAGUUUCAAGAACUUGGUGGUCCUGUUUACAUAUCUCUUAUAGAUAUAGACACCGUAGAUUUCAACGGUGUUUUUUCAGUCUAUGACAAAAUCAUCAAGGAAUCAACCACACUUCCUCAUGUCAUCUCAACAGGAUACGAGUUUCGAGGAGCACCUCAUGAAUUGGCAAGCAAGAUAGAUAGACUCUAUAAAAUCAUCACAGCCCUAUUCAUUCCUUUUGGAGUUUACUACCCCGAACCAAAUUUACUUAUUUUGGUGCCCAAGGGCGAGGAAACUAUCGAGUCUUUUGUAUCCCAUGAUACAAGUAAAAGAGCAAAGGGUGACGCCGAGUCCUCUAUCCUACUUUAUCAUAUUUUACAAACUAGAGGACUAAAAAAGAAAUUCGAAAGCAAUGGAGAUAUUGGAUUUAUUUUCUACGAUGGCAGUCCACUCAUAACAAAGUGCCCGCCAAGAGCUAUGCAAAUCAAAAAGAAGGAAUAUUACACUAAAAGGGAGGAUCUUGCCGCUUUGUUAAAUAUCACACAAUCUCAUGCAAAUGAACACAAUUGGUCAAAAUUUCUGUUUAUGAACUCGAAACCAACCGAAUGGAGAAAAGAUGGACAAAGUUUUAGACACUACGCAAAGUCAAUCACUAACAUGUUCAACUAUGUAUUGGGUAGCGACAAAUUUACAGAACCCAAGAUGAAAAUCUUGGUCGAAGAUUUCCAAGCAACUUUUGAUGAAGUAAUAUCGGACUCUAUUAUCAAUUGUCUCAACAAAAUGGCCGAAAUUAUAAAUAUAAUCUUUCCAUUUAUCCUCCAAAAGGAAUUCGAAGCUCAAAGCUACGAAACACUUCUCCAUACUUUUAACAAUAACAAGAAGGAAUACGAACUAGUCACUCAUCGUCUUGCUUGUGAUCCACCAAUCGAUAACACCAACGACAUCUCCUCUGGCAUGAAUCAAAUGAACAUCAAUGAAAAGGCCAACCCCGAUGUCUCUGAAGACAAACAACCCUCAUCUCAUCAUUAA